AUUUAUUAAAAAAAGAAGAGAAAGUCUGAGAGUAAAAACUCCAACAAAAAAUUAAUAUAUAAUAUAAACUAGAAUGAGAAAUAGUAACCCAAUUAUUAAUUAAAAUAUCAUUUGGAUCAGUUCUACUAUAAACUACCAUAAAAAUUAGAAUCUGUUAAGAAAAAAUUAUUAAGAUCUAUUCCGCAUGAGCUAGAAGCUAACUUAGAUGCUGGUUAUGGCUAUAUUAAAUAAUUUUAAGAUAGGCUAUUUAAAAGGGGAAGAAAUUUUAGAAUAAAUGGCAAAUACUUUGACAUUCAUAAUAUUGUAUUUAUUUAAAGUUUAGGACGUUUUUGAUUAAAGAUAUAUAUUAGAUGAUCAAUUAAAAUUAAGAAGAAAUAAAUUUGAAUUGAUACAAGCAUAUGCUGAAUGUAUUGGUUUAAUGAAAAUUUUAUAAUAAGGAAAAAAUUAAUGUAUGAAUUAGAAAUUAGAGAAAAUUAUGCCAACAUAAUUACAAACGGUACAAAAGGAUUCUAUUAAGUUAUGUUAUAUUUACUAAUAAGCAAUUAAAUAUACCCUGCAGGAAAGAGUUACAGUAGAAGUUAAAAAAAAAAUUAUUCUUAAUAUUUAGGAAUUAUUGAUGAAGUUUAAUCCUAAAACUUUGAUGAUGAUAUCAAUAUUUUAGAAGUUAAUAUAAAUCAUAGUGGAUAAGAAUUUAUGAG
Molecule: messenger RNA, 698 nt
Organism: Paramecium primaurelia
Lineage: Eukaryota; Ciliophora; Oligohymenophorea; Peniculida; Parameciidae
Source: the annotation of a GenBank genome assembly